AAACAACACUUCGUCCCCGGCAUGAGCCUCAAGAUUCGUGUAUAAAAAGGACGACGACCUCUGCUCCAUCCUCUCCACAUCUUCCUUCUCAUCAUCAUCAUCAUCAGCUCAGCAAUCAACUUCCAACAGGCAACGAACUCAACCACCAAGCACCCAACCACUUCACAAACCAGACCCAAAACACAACUCCCAAAACCAAACCCAACCCAGCCAUCAAAAUGCAGUUCACCAUCGCCACCGUCCUCUCCCUCCUCACCAUCGCCAUCGCCGCUCCCGCGGCUAUGGAGCGUCAAGUCCCAUACACUCCCUGCUCCGGCCUCUACGGCACCGCCCAAUGCUGCGCUACCGAUGUCCUCGGCAUCGCCGACCUUGACUGCGCCAACCCCCCGGAAACCGUCGCCAACGCCACCCACUUCGAGUCUACCUGUGCUGAUAUCGGCCAGCGCGCUCGCUGCUGCGUCUUGCCUAUUCUCGGCCAAGACAUCCUUUGCCAGACCCCCGCUGGUCUCUAA
Neurospora hispaniola is the source of this 512-nucleotide messenger RNA. Its product is annotated as Cerato-ulmin hydrophobin family. The coding region runs from base 219 to 512 and encodes 97 amino acids. Lineage: Eukaryota; Fungi; Ascomycota; Sordariomycetes; Sordariales; Sordariaceae. Gene Ontology annotation, cellular component: extracellular region. The transcript is spliced from 3 exons. The record is from RefSeq and is a predicted model, not a curated record.